ACGCAAUGUGUCACUUUUCGGUAAACGGUAGUGGUCCGCUUGAUUUCAACCUCUUUCUGUGGACCUGCGCAGGUUUCUUCGCAUCCGCAGACAUGGCUCCAGAGUCCCCGGCUGAACCUGGGGCCCGAGCCAUCAGGGGCAGGCAGGCGGACGGCUCCACAUUCGGCAUCGAAGAAACGGUCGCUCCGAAAAACACCUCCGCGCAUCCCGAACCUGUUCUCGCCCAGUCAGCCCGGAGUCGCCGACACCGCCGUGAGCAUGCCCGCGAAUCGGACUCCGCCUACUCGCGACGACCUACAGCGCCACCUGUGCAGGCGGAAACGAGCCAACCACUCGAGUGUGCCUUCUGCAAGAAGAACGGCGAAAGGCGGAGUUUCGCGCGCACCCACGUGCUCAAGGACAAACUCACUGGUCACGUGGUGUGCCCGAUACUGAGGAAGUACAAGUGCGAGAUGUGCGGUGCCACGGGCGACAACAGCCACACGCGCUCCUACUGCCCGCAGAAGUCCGGCGAGGUGUUCAACAUGGCGCUACUCAAGGAGACUCCUCGGAACAGCACGGACCGGAGGAAGGACUCCUAGUGAACUCUCGGGAAAGUGGCGCGAAAGAGUUUUAGUCGGUGUCAUAACAGGGUGCCCACAGUGAAUCAGCGCUGUAAAGCGCACCGGAAAAAUCGGCGCCUGCACAUAGAAAGUUCAAACUUCCACCGCAUGUGCAUUCAGGAGGUGGUACAUUUUACUCGAGGAAAUUUCAAGGGAAUUGAGACGAACCAACUUGCCAGGUUCAAAGGCGAUCGCGUUCGCAAGCGACCCAGUUAGCGAGCGCCUUCGUUCGAUAGGCUCAGCAAGCAGACGACGGACUGUGUUGUCUGCUUGCUGUGCCUAUCGGGAGGUGACGCCACAAGUUACAACCAUCGCUAACUUGGUCGUUUGCGAACACGCCCGCCGCUGACCCUGGCAAGUUUGUUUGUCUCAUUUCUCCCAGGGAGGUAGCUACACCUUGAAAUUUCAUAAGGUAAGAUGCACCACCUAAAUCCACAUUCGAUGGAAGUUUACGCUUUCUCUGUGCAGGCACCGUUUUUUAGGACUCGUUUUAAAGCACUAAGAUUCGUGAACACUUGGUAUAUACGAGCAGGUGUUUCGGUCGCAAGUGAUAAUAAAAUUGUAAAGAGGUGUGUCGUAACACUUGUUUCCGAGAGCUUGGGAGUGGUACACCUUGGGGAGUUUGUACACCGAUCUAGCGCUUGCGGACGUCAGAGUACGCAUGGGAAGUGGUAAUUUGCGUUCUAAUUACCUACAAUCCCCAAAAUAAUUUAUUAAAAUAUUAUGUAGUGAUGCGGCGAGUUGGAGCUAGUUGGUACGAAGACAUCAUAUUAAAACAGCGCACGAGCAGAAAAGAGAAGAGCUCUGCGUUCUCUUCUCUUUCUCCCCGAAUUGUGCGCUGUUUUAAUGGGAAGAUUUUUAAAUUAUCUCCUUAUCCACAUUAAUUAGAAAUAUGUUUCUCGUCGUUAAAAUGUUUGAAAUAUAUGAUGAUUGAUAAUGAGCAUGUGUGAAUGUCUUUUCAAGUGUCAUGUAGAAUUUUACCGAAAUAAUUUUUGAACAGAAUCGUUCUCAGUAGGAAAUUGCAUGCUUCAUUAAAAUUAUGACGGCUGUAAUAAAAUUUCAUACCUUAGUUCAAUUAAAUAAAAUAUAAUAUUUUUU
Messenger RNA from Ixodes scapularis (black-legged tick), 1700 nucleotides. It is a transcript of the gene nanos, whose product is annotated as nanos homolog 2. The transcript is spliced from 2 exons. Gene Ontology annotation, biological process: oogenesis; negative regulation of translation. Gene Ontology annotation, cellular component: perinuclear region of cytoplasm. Gene Ontology annotation, molecular function: mRNA binding; zinc ion binding. Lineage: Eukaryota; Metazoa; Arthropoda; Arachnida; Ixodida; Ixodidae. The record is from RefSeq and is a predicted model, not a curated record. Bases 6 to 581 code for a protein of 191 amino acids.